Asparagus officinalis (garden asparagus) is the source of this 1604-nucleotide messenger RNA. RefSeq names its product proline--tRNA ligase, cytoplasmic-like. Bases 778 to 1080 code for a protein of 100 amino acids. The transcript has 4 exons. Gene Ontology annotation, molecular function: ATP binding; proline-tRNA ligase activity. Gene Ontology annotation, cellular component: cytoplasm; aminoacyl-tRNA synthetase multienzyme complex. Lineage: Eukaryota; Viridiplantae; Streptophyta; Magnoliopsida; Asparagales; Asparagaceae. Gene Ontology annotation, biological process: prolyl-tRNA aminoacylation. The record is from RefSeq and is a predicted model, not a curated record.
GCGUUUAUAAUUAGCGUCACUAAAAGUGUAUAUUAUUUGUAACGUUUUAACUUAGCGUCGGUAAAAGUGUAUGGAUUUCACGACGUUUUUUAUUUUCAUCAGUAAAAAUAUAUAUUUUUAGUGACAUUUUAGGGUUGGCGUCGCUAAUAUAAUAUGCAUUUAUCGCGACAUGUUACGUUAGCGUCGCUAAAAAACUUUUUUUCGCAACGUGUUAGAUUAGCAUCGCUAAAAGGCUCGUCCACCAUAUUUCGUCAAUUCCGUCUUAGAUCCUUUAUUUUUGUUUGAGCGGGCUCCCAAAUUUUCCAAACCCCGCUUCUAAAAGUUUUCCCCCUUCUGUUUUCCUCAAACAUGCUCAAAAUUUCCAAAACCCUCCCUUUCAAAAUUUCUCUAGCUUCCUCCUCGUCCACGCCUUCCUCUCCCGCCCCCUCUAAUUCGUCCUCCUCGACGGUGGCGCCUACAUAGCCAUCGUUGACGCCGCCCGAGUACAUCGGAGAUCUGAUCCCUCCACCCCCGUCGCCUCCGCCCCCACCGCCUCCGCCCCCGCCGAGGGUUUCAGGCGCCACCAGCCGAGCGUUUCCCUCCUCUCCUUGGCUCCCUCCGCCAGCUGCCUCUCCUUCACUUCCCCUCGUUCGACACCUCCGCUUGUUCGCCGACCAUCCCAAUUGUUUCGGUUCAAUAAUCUUUCUUCUCAAAUUUUGAUUUUUUUAUUUUUUUUACCAGCAAGAAAAAAGAAGGAAGUGAAGAAAGAGACAGGACUUGGGAUGAGGUUUAAGAAAGAUGAAAACUUUGGUGAAUGACAUUCUGAGUGGUGAUAUGAUCGAGUAUUAUGAUAUUUCUGGAUGUUAUAUACAAAGGCCUUGGACAAUAGCAAUUUGGGAAAGCAUGCAAGUUGCAUGGGUUACAAAUUCAGGUCAGAGUGAACUGGAAAUUCCUAUUGCAAUUCGUCCCACAAGUGAGACUGUUAUGUAUCCAUACUAUUCUAAGUGGAUUAGAAGUCACAGGGACUUGCCUUUGAAGCUUAACCAAUGGGGCAAUGUCGUGCGUUGGGAAUUCAGCAAUCCUGCUCCUUUCAUUAGGUGAUAGACCACGGCAUAUCGGAACAAAUGAUCAGUGCUGUGAUGGAAGUUGCAAAAGAAUUCUUCGACAUGCCUAUGGAAGACAAGGCCGUAUGCUAUUCACUUAUUCAGAGGAUUUCAAAAAAGUCCCCAGACUUUACACGAGCCAUGGCUGCAGCAAUCACGAAAGACAAUUAAGGAGGGACUGCUUGCGACUUGUUUACUAUGGACCUGGCGAUGAAUUCAUGCACCUCUAUCCCCAAAAGCCCACCACAUUCGGAUACUCGACUCAACAAAGUUUUCAUGCAGCUGGGGCUACAGCUAAGUGGGUUUCUAUAUUGUCAGGGAUAUCAUUGUCAAAUUCGUAGCAGAGGUAGAAGGAUCGGCCACCAGGAUCCUAAAAUUAAUAUCCCAGGAAUUAGGACUAGGUGAAGAUUACCUUAGCAGAUGUCUUUUAUAUUUAGUACUAAUUUAAAUGAAAUAUUUUCCCUUGUAGACAUAUAUAAUGGGCGUAAUGCCACAAAUGAAGUAUUUUCCCAUUGCAUGGUG